Sporothrix brasiliensis 5110 is the source of this 540-nucleotide messenger RNA. Its product is annotated as pathogenesis associated protein Cap20. The transcript is spliced from 2 exons. NCBI's taxonomy places the organism in Eukaryota, Fungi, Ascomycota, Sordariomycetes, Ophiostomatales, Ophiostomataceae. The coding region runs from base 1 to 540 and encodes 179 amino acids. The record is from RefSeq and is a predicted model, not a curated record.
AUGGCUUCCCCUCAGGUCAACGGCGUCAGCCCGCAGUCGGCUUUCCUGGAGUACCCGCUCGUCUCCGACAGCGUCUCCACCGUCAAGGAGAACAAGUAUGGCCAGCAGACCCUUGCCUUCAGCACCUCCGCCUACGAGACGCUCGCCAAGCCCGUCCUCCCGUACCUGUCCAAGCCCUACGGCUACGUCUCGCCCUACGUCAAGAAGGCCGACUCCCUCGGCGACCGCACCCUCGACUCGCUUGACCAGCGCUUCCCCGUUGUCCGCAAGCCCACCGCUGAGGUGUACCAGGACACCAAGGACUUUGUCUGGUACCCUGUCCGCAAGGCCACCGAAGGCCGCGACCAUGUCUUUAGCGUCUACUCGGGCGAGCGCAAGCAGGUCGGCGGCGACGGCGUGCUGCCGGCUGGCAAGGCGGUCGCCCUGACGGCAAUCACCGUCACCUCCGAGACGCUGGCCUGGGUGCGCACCUACCUUUCGGCGGCCAAGAAGCAGGCAGAUGCAAGCAUUAGCGAGAAGACGCCCAACGGCACUAACUAA